Molecule: messenger RNA, 1065 nt
Organism: Zingiber officinale
Lineage: Eukaryota; Viridiplantae; Streptophyta; Magnoliopsida; Zingiberales; Zingiberaceae
Product: probable E3 ubiquitin-protein ligase RHB1A
Exons: 5
Coding region: 152-751 (199 amino acids)
Molecular function (GO): ubiquitin-protein transferase activity
Source: RefSeq, a predicted model, not a curated record
AUUGUAUUUAUAGGCAACAAGUGGAUACCACCGCCACUCUUUCCUCGCUUCGGUCGCGGAGGAGAAGCUUCCGCCCGCCAUGGCGGCACCGCUCGCCCUCGCCGGUGUUCCCCAGGCCUAGGGUUUCCCACCGCUUUGGCGCCGCUCAGUAAUGGGCGGUUGCUGCUGCUGUUCUUCCAGAGGAGCUGAAUCACGUAGAACACCAGCUUACUUCUAUUGUCCUCAAGAUUUGGAGCGUGAACCACUUUCUUCCAACAGCCAUGUUACAGUUUCUACAAUCUCAUCGGGACUACUAGUUGACACUAAUCUGGACACGUCCACUCCGGACACUUAUCGAUCGCCUCCAGCACCCUUGCCCUUCGAUGUUGGUUUAACAAGCUCACAGGUUGCGUUUCAAGAUAUUGGAAGUCAUGGAACCAAAACAGAUCAGAGAAUUGAAGAAACAAAUGACAAAUUUGAAACUUCGGACUGCAAAAGCAAAACUGAGAGUGAGCAUAGUUCUCCUAAGGUUACUGAAAAUGAGGUCGAUAAGCGUAUUAUCUCUACUACAGAUGAGGAGGAUGUUUGCCCCAUUUGCCUAGAAGAGUACGAUUCAGGGAAUCCUCGUAUCAGAACUAGAUGUCAACACGAUUUUCAUCUCUCUUGCAUUCUUGAAUGGAUGGAGAGAAGUGAUACUUGUGCCAUCUGUGAUCAGAUAAUGACGAUCGACGACUCUCCAGGAACUGUUUCAAAUGCCCAACAACCCUUGUGAAUAAACCUCCAUCCUUCAAAUUAAAGCAUCUAUUUAAUUUAAUCGCCUUCGCAAAUUGUAGUAUUUAGUUGGAGUUUUGGGUGAUGAGUAAGUGUUUUAUUCUUUGCGUUCCCUUAUAUCUGUGAUCGAAACAGGAGGAAGAAAAAAAAAAGAAAACGAUUAUAAUACUUGCUUCAAACUUAUAAGAUGAGUAUAUCAUAUAUAUCAUGUAAAUUCUUUUUUUUGUUCUCUGAUGUUCUAAAUGAGAGAGGAUGGUAAGUAAGCUCCAGGGUUAAUGCAAUGCCAUUUAUAUUUUGUUCGUGUAAUUUUCUUCA